GGGCGGGCUGCGCCGUGGCCCCGCCCUUCCUGGGAGCGGGCGCGCCGUGGCGGGAAGUUCGCCUGUUUUCUGAUUUAGACCUCACCAGCGUCGGGGCUGUAGACCCGGCAGCUGGGGGGCGGAUCUCGGGGCCCGAAAGUGUGAGCAGGUACGCCGUGCUUCAAUCGAGGGGCGUCCGGGUGCGCAGGACUCCGGCUUCCUUCGCCCUGUGCCCGGCGCGGGCUGGUCCCCGCCGAGUGGGGACCUGGCGGAACUUGCCUCCGGUCUGGGAGAAACGAAGAUUGGCGCCGGGCGGUCCCUGAUCCCCACCCGGAGUGCUCAAGGGAACUUUCCCACCGCGCGCGGCUGGGAAGCUGGCUCGGACCGAAAGUAAAUCAUGGAUAACUGUUGUGCUGCGCCGAUGUUCCUGACCGACAGCUUGGAACUGGAGCUGGGGACAGAAUGGUGCAAACCCCCUUGCUUUUCUUGUGGUUUUGACAACACAGGAGGAGGAAGUCAUUUUUCUGGAGAGUCCUACCUUUCCAGCGGAGCCCUUAAGCGAUUAAUUUUGAAUCUUGACCCUUUACCAACUAAUUUUGAAGAAGAUACAGUGGAAAUAUUUGGCAUUCAGUGGGUUACUGAAACAGCGUUAGUGAAUUCAUCUAGAGUACUUUUUCAUUUAUUCAGGCAGCAACUAUACAACUUGGAAACCUUAUUACAGGCUAACUGUGAUUUUGGGAAGAUAUCCACUCUACACUGCAAAGCAGACAAUAUUAGACAGCAAUGCGUGACAUUUCUUCAUUAUGUUAAAGUUUUCAUCUUUAGAUACCUGAAAGUACAAAAUGCCGAUAGUCCUGUUCCUGUCCAUCCCUAUGAAACUUUGGAGGCACAACUUCCUUCUGUGUUGCUUGAUGAACUUCAUGGAUUACUCUUGUAUAUUGGACAUCUAUCUGAACUUCCCAGUAUUAAUCUAGGAGCAUUUGCAAAUCAAAACCAAAUUAAGCUUUUUCCACCAUCAUGGCAUUUAUUACAUCUCCACUUAGAUAUCCAUUGGAUGGUGCUAGAAAUUCUUCACAUGCUUGGUGAAAAAUUGAAACAAGUCGUAUACGGUCAUCAGUUUAUGAAUCUGGCAGGUGACAAUUUAACCAACGUCAGCCUCUUUGAAGACCAUUGUGAAAAUCUCCUUUGUGAUUUAAUAAGCCUGUCACUGAAUAGGUAUGACAAGGUUAGGCCUUCUGAAGCAUUAGCAAGUCACCACUGUCCAUGUUCCUGCAUUAAAGAAUUAUGGGUUCUACUCAUUCAUCUUUUAGAACACAGAAGUAAAUGGUCUCUUUCAGAAUCAUUUUGGAACUGGUUGAAUAAACUACUUAAAACACUCUUUGAAAAAUCAAGUGACCGAAGACGAUCUUCUGUGCCUGUAAUCCAGCCCAGGGAUCCAUUAGGUUUUAGUUGGUGGAUCAUCACUCAUGUAGCAUCACUUUACCAGUUCGAUCGCCAUGGAACACCAGACGAAAUGAGACAAAUGGAAUCAAAUUGGAAUUUUGUAGAAGAACUGCUUAAAAAGUCGAUCAAUGUUCAGGACAGUAUACUAGAAGAACAAUUACGAAUGCAUCUUCACUGUUGUUUGACGCUUUGUGACUUCUGGGAGCCAAACAUUGCAAUCGUCACCAUUCUAUGGGAAUAUUUUAGUAAGAACUUGAAUAGUUCUUUCAGCAUCUCUUGGCUUCCUUUGAAAGGCCUUACAUAUAUCAUUAAGUCACCCUUGUCAAUGCUAGAAAUGGUGAAGACCUGCUGUUGUGAUAAACAAGAUAAUGACCUGUAUAAAUCCAGCAGUAGUUUCACCAUUUUCCUUUGCAUUUUGGCAAAAGUUGUUAAGAAAGCAAUGAAGAACAAUGGCCCUCAUCCUUGGAAACAAAUCAAAGGAAGAAUAUAUUCUAAAUUCCAUCAAAAAAGAAUGGAAGAACUGACAGAAGUUGGUCUUCAGAACUUCUUCAACCUUUUUCUACUGUUAGCAGCUGUGGCAGAGGUGGAAGAUGUAGCAAGUCAUGUUUUAGACCUCCUAAAUUUCCUUAAGCCUUCCUCUGUAACAUCUUCCAUCAUUUGGAAGGGUCAAGUGGCAUUCCUCUUGAUGUAUACCCAGAAAAAUCUGGACAUUGGUGUUUUGGCUGAGAAAUUUUCAGGUGCUUUCCGAGAGAAGGCGAAGGAAUUCUUGGUAUCUAAGAACGAUGAAAUGGGACAAAGAAAGACUCUCUGGAUACUUCUCUCCAUCUAUAUUGAUGGUGUUCAAGAAGUGUUUGAGACUAGCCAUUGCUUGUAUCCGUCACAUGAAAAACUGCUUAAUGAUGGAUUUAGUAUGCUUCUGAGAGCUUGUCAAGAAUCUGAACUUAGGACAGUACUGAGCUUUCUACAAGCUGUUCUGGCCAGAAUCAGGAGUAUGCAUCAACAAUUGUGUCAGGAACUUCAAAAGGAGAGCAUGGACCUCCUUGUGCAGUCUUCAUUAUUGGCUAAAGAGCGCCACCUUGCUGCGGCUGCCUGUGCUCUGUGGAGACAUUUCUUUUCAUUUUUGAAGAGUCAGAGGAUGUCACAGAUAGUGCCUCUCUCAGAACUCGCCGAUGCAGCUGCAGAUUUUACUUUGCUUGCAAUGGACAUGCCCAGCACAGCUCCAUCAGAUCUUCAGCCUCGGCCAGUUAUAUCAGUGAUGCAACUUUUUGGUUGGGAUGAUAUCAUCUGGCCCCAAGUUGUAGCAAGAUAUUUAAGUCAUUGCCUACAAAAUAGCAUGUUAUGUGAAGCACUUUCUCAUAUAAGCUGUGUAUCUUUCCAAGCCUUAACUAUAAAAUCAUGGAUUCGUUGCAUUUUGCAAAUGUACAUAAACAACCCCUAUGUUCCUGAUGAUUUGUUCAUUGAUACAAAUCCUGGACAGGCUUUUGAAAAAAAGUACUUGGAACAGUUGGCUGAACUGACAAGGUUGCUAUUUAAACUCUCAGAAGUAAAGAAUAUUUUCUCAGCAGCUCAAAUUGAAUAUUUAUCCAGUCUAGAAGACCCUACAAAAGCACUUGUUCUAUUUUUUGAGGCUGUUGGUAUUACUUAUGGGAAUCUGCAGAAACUUUCUGAUAAAUCUGCCAUGGUCACAAAGUCCUUAGAAUACCUUGGUGAAAUAUUAAAAUAUAUAAAACCUUAUUUGGGAAAAAAAAUUUCCAACGCAGGGCUGCAACUGACUUAUCGGAUGAUGGGAAUUCUGGUUAAAUCAUGGGCACAGAUCUUCGCCACCUCUAAAGCACAGAAACUCCUAUUCCGGAUCAUCGAUUGUUUACUGCUGCCGCACACCGUGCUACAGCAGGAGAAGGAGCUGCCGGCACCUAUGCUGACUGCAAUUCAGAAGAGCCUUCCUUUGUAUCUCCAGGGUAUAUGUAUCGUGUGUGGUCAGUCCCAAAAUCCAAAUGCCUAUCUGAACCAACUGCUAGGGAGUGUUAUUGAGCAGUACAUUGGGCGGUUUCUUCCAGCUUCACCGCAUGGCUUAGGUCUCGGACAACACCCUGUUUUGUUGGCACUGAGAAACUCCUCCGCUGCUUCAGCGAUAACACCUCUAAAGAAGUGCAUCAUACAAGUCAUAAGGAAGUCCUACUUUGAGUUUAAAGGGUCUUUGCUCCCUCCUCGCUUAGCAUCUGUUCUGGCCUUCAUCCUGCAGCUUUUCAAAGAAACGAACAUAGACAUUUCUGAGGUUGAACUGCUCCUGCCUGGCGUCUUAAAGUGCUUGGUGUUGGUCAGUGAACCCCAAGUUAAAAGGCUGGCCACAGAGAACCUGCAAUACAUGGUAAAAGCCUGCCAAGUGGGGUCAGAGGGAGAACCCGCCGCCCAGCUGACUUCUGUGUUUAGGCAUUUUAUCCAGGAUCAUGGUAUGAGAUACGAUUAUCAGAUUUACGGCAUUUUAGAAACAGUAGCAUCAUUGGACCAGCAGGUUGUUAUCAACUUGCUUUCUACCCUCACUCAGUCUCUGAAGGAUUCAGAGCGGAAAUGGGGCUUUGGCAGAAAUAUUGCACAAAGGGAGGCCUAUAUCAAACUUCUAUCUCACCUGGGACAGGUGGGACAAGAUGAAAUGCAGAGACUGGAAAGUGAUAAUACCUAGUAUAUUUUGUGCUUUGCUUCUCUAUUCAUUGUAACUAUCUAAAUCCACUUUGCACUGCAGUUGUAUAAUGUUCUGUUAGAAAUACUUUCUAGGACUUUUUUCCUUACAUACCUGUAAGUAUAAAAUACAUAACAAGAAAAUAAAAGUUAAAUAAGUGUAUUAUAGGAUCUUUUCAAAGUUGGCAAAAUUGUCUCUCUUGAAGAGUAAUUAGUUAAACUAAUUUAAAGUAAGUUUUUCUAACUGGGAGUGUCUCUGUGUGUGUCCAUGAAGCAGGUCUGCAGUGGGUGAUCCAGGGGACUUGUCACUGUAUUGUGACUUUUUGCCUUGUGAGUGAUUUGUGUUUGUCUGUUUCUUCCAAGUCAUGUUUUAAUAUGAUGUUUGGGUUUUUUGUUGUUGUUGUUUGUUUUCAGAUUACCUGGCUAUUCUUUGCUGGAUUUUAUGAAACAGGAGUUCAGGAGAUGGGAUGUAUGUUUAUCAUCUUUUGUUAUACCAUGUGUGAGGCAAGUUAGUAAAUACCCAACACGCUUAACUCUGUGAGGAAUGAGGCGGUGUCUGGCGAAAUGAAUAUACCGAUAGUAUAUAAAAUGUUUUAUAUUUAAACCAGCAGUGGUUCCAACAGUUGCCAGAUUUUUUUUCCCCUCUACUCAUCUUUCUUUUUGGAAAUUGAUGAAAAGACGUAUCAGGAGAAGGAUAAGAGCUUUUAAGAAAAGUCAAAUAAUAUUCUGAAAAGUCUUGAGAUUAUAAAUUAACAGAAGAGGUCUGAAAAGUCAGCUGAUUUAUCUCCUUGCUCUUCAGUUAGAGCCUCUUAUAAUUUCACAUCUUACAUAUUUAUAGGGAACCAGUUUAGUUCCUUUAGCAGCUCUUGUCUCUUAACUCUGAGUACUUCAUAGAUAUUUUUACUUUACCAGUUGGGCUCUUGUCCUUGACUCCUUUCUGUGGAGAGCAUUAUUUGGGAAAAGAACUCCAGUCCUGGUGUUGGGAACCCACGUAGGUCUCAGUCCCAGCUCUGCUUUGUAAACUUCAGCAAGUUACUUAAUCUUGCUGAGCCUGAGUUUCUCCUUGGGGAAAAAAGAAUAAUACUCCUUUUUCUAUUUCAUAGUGUUUUCGUAAGAAUCAGUGGAAUAAUGUAUGUGAAACUAUAUUGGUGAUGUGUUCUAUAUGAGGCAUACAGACAUGAUUACUAUUCGUGUACAAACGUAGAGAACACCUCAAUAUUGUUCUCUCUUUCUUAUAUUCACCUGUUUUUCAAAUUAUGUCUUAUGUGUUAUGUUUGUUAACCUUGAAAUAACUGUUUUCUUCUUGAGACUCUGGUCUUUAUCAUGCUUCUUCUGAUUCCUCCCUUUUCUGAGUCAAGAAGUAUCUUUCAAAAUGAAAUAUAUUACAAUCAGUGAACUCUAGUUAUUAGUCCUUUCCUAACUUUUAUCUAUGAAUCCUAAAGGAGUAUCUGUUGUUCUCAUGACAUACAGAUAGUCUGUCCCUCCCACCCCAGGUCAACUGUCAUUAUGUCACAACAAACAGAAUGAAUAAAACCCUCUUUAAGUAAAGUAACUUAAUAGACUUCAUAGCAGUGAGUUUCUUUCCAUUAUAAUAGUGCCUUAUUAAACUUAUAUCACUUUGCAAGUUUCAGCAAAUGAAGUUUAAUCUGUUUAAAGUGACACUUUUAAAGGAAUUAUUUGUGUGUAUAUAUGUGUAUAUAUAUAUAUAUUUUUUUUUCCAAGUGAGAUUAAUGUCUUUGAGAAUCUCACUCCUUAGAAUAUGAAAUGUUUAAGGCUGAGAAAAGCUGCUUCUGAAUCAUGCAUUGGGAUGUAUAUCUACAGAUCCUAAGAAUAAACAGUUUGUACUUUAAAAAUAAGUAACAACCCAAAAAAUCCAUGAUUAUCGAUACUUAUAUGUGUAUAUACAUGUGUGUUUAUUUAUAUAUAAGUAAAAUUUUAAAGAUGCUGUCUUUUUAAGUUGAAGAGUUUUGUUUUUACUUAGUUCAUUUCCUUGAAAAUCUUCACUGACCCAUCACUUAAUCCCCUAAGUAACCUGUCAUCCCUAGGGCUGCUGCUUCCCCCACUGUAAUGUAAGCCAUUCUCUUUUGCUGAAACCUGAGACUAUAUUCUCGUUUGUCAUGUUCUUUGACCUGACAUUGGUAUUUUCCUUUAUCUUCUCAGCCCUUCCUCAGUGAUACUGCUCCUUCCUACAUAUUGUACUUUGAAAGUACCAUCAUGUUCUUUCUUGUCCCCAGUGGUAAGAUCUGGCCCUUCAUUCGCUCUGUCUCAACAUUCUUCCAGUUGGGACUUGAUAACACGAGCCUAAUUUCUCUCAACCCCUCUAGUUGGAUCCUCCAGAAACCUCAAGGCAACUUGUCGAGCUGCGCUUGUCGCCUAUUUUAAACUAGCUCCUGCCUUUCUUUUCCACCCAGGGAAGACACUAUUUUCCCACGUCAUUUAGCCCUGAAACUUCAGAAGCAAUUUGAAUUCUUACUUGUUCCCCACUUUCAGUUGAUCACCAGUACAAGCUUUUGCUCUUCUUUUCUUUUUGCCCUCCGUGCAUCCGAAAUGUUUUUUCUACCGCCUGCUAUUGAUCUCUUCCUUAUCUAUUGAUCUUUUCCUUAUCUCCUUAUCUCUGAUCUCCUUUCCUCCAAUUUAACCUUAUACAGUUCUCACAUUAGUGUUUCUAAAAUAUUACUUUCCUCCUGUCACUUUUCUACUCAAGGACAUCCACUUAAUUCCCAGUGUCAGUAAGCUGAUAUAUAAGCUCUUCAGUCAGGAGACUUUCUGCCAUCUGACUCUACCUUUUCUGUGCAAAUUUAACUCAAGCAGGGGACUAGAUUGCCUUCGAAUAUCUGAAUGCCAUGUUCAUUCUACACUCUGAGCCUCAUUCAGUUUGCCACCAUAAAAUACUAUGCUUUCUCUAGAAACCUAACCUUAAGUCACUGAAAUAGGAAGACCGUUAAAAUAUAUUUUAGAUACAUGAGUAUUCCAGUC
This is a messenger RNA of Mustela lutreola (European mink), 7074 nucleotides long. It is a transcript of the gene MMS22L, whose product is annotated as MMS22 like, DNA repair protein. Gene Ontology annotation, biological process: double-strand break repair via homologous recombination; replication fork processing. NCBI's taxonomy places the organism in Eukaryota, Metazoa, Chordata, Mammalia, Carnivora, Mustelidae. The record is from RefSeq and is a predicted model, not a curated record. The coding region runs from base 377 to 4102 and encodes 1241 amino acids. The transcript has 25 exons. Gene Ontology annotation, cellular component: nuclear replication fork.